This is a messenger RNA of Xiphophorus hellerii (green swordtail), 3176 nucleotides long. It is a transcript of the gene rilpl1, whose product is annotated as Rab interacting lysosomal protein-like 1. The record is from RefSeq and is a predicted model, not a curated record. The transcript has 8 exons. Gene Ontology annotation, cellular component: cytoplasm; ciliary basal body. NCBI's taxonomy places the organism in Eukaryota, Metazoa, Chordata, Actinopteri, Cyprinodontiformes, Poeciliidae. Gene Ontology annotation, biological process: cilium assembly. Bases 297 to 1679 code for a protein of 460 amino acids. Gene Ontology annotation, molecular function: protein dimerization activity; dynein light intermediate chain binding; small GTPase binding.
UGCUCUUUCGGUGCUGCUAUCAUUGACUGUGUUUUAACUUCCAGGGGACAUCAGCUCCGGCCGGACAGCGAUGGGACGACUGCGAUUUUCAUCCCAAACAACUCGAUUUGAAGCGUGUAAUGAGCGUCACACGUUGAAUAAUUGGUGGUUUUAGUGUUUUUGAUUCCUUUAUGGUUUAUUUCGGCCCUGGUUGUGAAGCGAAAUCGCCCGGGGUGGAACUUGGCUGACUUGCUCGUCUCGGGGGGAAGGAAGUUUGUUGUGGCGAAGGAAGCGCAGGAAACCGGGAGGGCCGAAACAUGAUGGAGGACUUCGGCUCGGCUCUGGAGAAGAACGUCGCCGACCUCACCGUGAUGGACGUCUACGACAUCGCGGCGGUGGUGGGCCAGGAGUUCGAGCGGAUCAUAGACCAGUACGGCUGCGAGGCUCUGUCCCGGCUGAUGCCCAAAGUGGUGCGGGUGCUCGAGAUCCUGGAGGUGAUGGUGAGCCGCAGCAGCAUGAGCCCGGACAUGGAGGAGCUGCGGCUGGAGCUGGACAGGCUGCGGCUGGAGCGGAUGGACCGGCUGGAGAAGGAGAAGAAGCACAGACAGGAGUUGGAGCGGGUGGAGGAUGUGUGGCGGGGAGAGGCCCAGGACCUCCUGUCCCAGAUCGCUCAGCUGCAGGAGGAGAACAAGAACCUCCUGUCCAACAUGUCCCUCAAAGACUCCGUGAACGAGGAGGACCUGCAGAGGCACGAGGGUAUGACGGAGAGGGAGAAGCAGGUGAUGAUGAAGUUGAAGGAGGUGGUGGACAAGCAGAGGGACGAGAUUCGAGCGAAGGACCGCGAGCUGACGCUGAAGAACGAGGACGUGGAAGCACUCCAGCAGCAGCAGUCUCGCCUCAUGAAAAUCAACCACGACCUGCGGCACAAGAUCUCCGUGGUGGAGGCUCAGGGCAAAGCGCUGAUCGGGCAGAAGGUGGAGCUGGAGGCCGGCGCCCAGGCACAGGCGCAGGAAGUCUGCGCCCUGCGGCAGGAAGUGGCGCGCCUACGGGAGCGUCUCCACGGAGAGCCGACGGCGCAGAGCCCCGAGGAGCUCCUGGUGCCUCAGCCCCCGUCACCGGCAGAGCGGGAUAAGAGCGCCGAAGUGGUUUUGAGCGCUGAGGGUUGGUCAGACAGAGCGGGCGCCUGCCGGCUGAUGCCGGGGGGCUUCGAGCCGCCUCCACAGACCCAUCCUUCCUUCCUCAGCUCAGAAGGACGUGAAGAUGAGGAGGCCGAGGACGAAGCUGCGUUGCUUUGGGAGGCGAUGUGCGAGGAGGAGUCAGGCGGACUGGACCCGAAGGACCCCAACCGGCCCCGCUUCACUCUGCAAGAGCUGAGGGACGUCUUGCACGAGAGGAAUGAGCUGAAGGCCAAAGUGUUCCUGCUGCAGGAGGAGCUGACGUACUACAAGAGUGAUGAAGUAGAUGAGGACAUCGCAACUCCUUCUCCGUCUCCCUCCCCGGAGCUGAGGACCCGUUCUCGGUCGUCCGCCCAGCCCGAAUCGGGAAUCAAGCGACUGUUUAGCUUCUUUUCACGCGACAAGCAGCGCGGCGCGCAGCGGGGCGCGCACAUCGACGCCGGAAUUGGUGGCGGCUUCGGAUCCUGGAUGCAGAAAGACGACGUGUACACAGAACAAGCCCAGGAGGCUCUGCAGCAUCUGUAGGAUGAAGGAAUACACUCCACUCCUCCCCACGCACAUCAAACUACCGCUACAGACUCAUUCUGUGCUUCAACCUGAGGGGCCGUGCAAGAAACGAGAGGAUCUUCUCGGAGAAAUGCAUCAAGAGGUUUAUUUAAAUACAUAAGAGACGAUACGUUGUCAGUUUGGAGACUGCGCAGCUUUGAAAUGCCAGAAAGUGUUUUAGUUUUCCAGGAAGGUGGUUGACCCACGUUGAAGGAUGGAGAGGGUGGAUGUUGACGAGAAGAUGAGACGGGAGCGUCAAGCAAAUUUAUUUCGACUGAAAAAAGGAAGUUUUCCAGAUUUUUAAUUUUUUUUAUCAGUAGAAGGGGAAGCUGCGAGGGAAAAUUUGACACGGUUUAGUUUUACGGUAUUUUAACGUUUCCAGCCACGACAUUGGUCCCGACAUGUGAUCACCACCAGCAUUUAGCGACUUCUGAGCGGCUCCACGGAUCAACUCUGCGUCUAAUCAUGAUUUAAAUCGGCUCCAGCACCAGGAGAAGCACAAUGGAGAUACUGGAGGCCAUUAAUGCAAAGAAAACGGCGUGAAUGAGUGAAGGUGAGGCCAUGUCAAACCAGUAAACUAAAACUCAAAAACAAAUGAUAAAAAUGGCAAACUUUGGCUUUAUGAUUGAGAUUAUUCUAUUAUACCAUGGACGUCUUUUUUUUUUAGCAAAAGAAAUUAAAUUUAGGAGAUCUUAUCUCAUUAAGUUGCCUUAAGCAACCUCCUUAGUUCUGAUUAAAAGACCUAAAUACAUGCCAUAUCCCUGAGUCAGCAGAUUUUUUACAUUAAAAUCUUGUAAUUUAUACAUAACAUUAACAAUAUUUUAGUAAAACAAAGAGGACAAGGGUUUUUAAAUCGUUGUAGAGUCAAAACCAUUAAUAGGGUUUGUGUGCUUGCCCUACUAAAACCACAAACAUGUACAGUUGACACUUUUGUUUUGUUUUGUGGGAGUGAUUUUUAUUUUCUCGUCUAACUUCAGCAGUAAAAGUGGAUUUAGGUUUUUCCUUAAAAAAUAUAGCUUUCAAAUCAAUCACUGUAGCUUUGUCAUAGAAUUGCAGUAUAAUAAUUAAUAAUUUUGAGAUAGCUUAUGUAGCUUCUAUGUGAUAUUUAACAUAAAAAUUUUGUGACAUCGGAUUUUCUUGGCAGAAAUAUGAUUCCAUAGAAAAUGUUAUUCGUUCUUUUUGUUUUGACUCACUAUGAAAAUAACCAUUUUCUCCGUCAAUUAGCAAUACUUUUCUACCAGUUGUACCUGGAUGUAUAAAAUAACCCUCCACUAAUCUACUUCUGCAACUCCAACGAUGCCAAAUCGGCCCCAGCGUCCGGUGCCAAACUUUGCAAACCGCCAUUAAAAUUGAAACGGUUGGCUUUAGUUUCGCCGACUUAACCAAAACAUUUUGUUUUAUAUCCGCUUUAUUUCAUGAUUUCAUGCAGAUGUUUCUCUGUGUUGCACUACGUUUACACAAGUCCUGGGAAAAAAA